AUUUCAGUUUGAACACAUUGUUCGAGAUAUAGUUUAAUUGCCUAAUGUGUAUAACUGUGUGUGCUCGACAGAUCUAAUAUGGUUCUAUAAGCUUGUGUGACUUGAUUUUACACUCAAACUGAAACUGAAACGGACUUCUUAUAGCCAUAUAAUGUGCAAGCUAAAUCAGAGCAAAUGUUUGCGUCGUCGUUUGCUGCCAUUGGCAUUUGUUGUCUGUCUGUUGGCAUUGCCAAAUGUGCGCGCUGCCAAUAGCAGCAGCAACAACAAUAAGAGUGAAAUCAUAGCCGAUGCUGAGCUAAGCGCCUCGGAGCGCAAUCGACGGCUCAUACCCUAUAUGGCAUUUUAUUUGCCGGCACCGGAGCUGCCCAUCAAUCAGCAAUAUGCUGUGAAGCAUAUUUCGGCUGCUGGUGCCGCGCAUCUUGCACCGCCAGCAAUACCCGCGCGCAUACCCGUGCCCGUUGCUUAUAUGACGCAGCCGCAUCGGCAUAACGAGCAGCAGCAACAGCAGCAGCGUUAUCAAGCUGGUGCAGCCGAUGUGUAUCAUGCAUUGGCGCAGCAUCAGGCGGGACCAGCAGGACCGCCAGUCUAUGCAAAGGAGCCAACAGCAGAGGCGGGCGGCGCUGCUUUUAUAGCCUACAAACCAUUGAACCCAACGCAUAAGCAUAAGACAGUGCAACAUUUUCCACCUCUAAGCCAGCAGGAGCAGCAGCAGCAACAUCAGCAGCAACAGCAAUUGGAGCUGCUGCCGCCGCCGCUGCAAUUUUAUCGGCAACAUGGCAAACAAUCGAAAAUCAAUUUAACACCAUUUACAGCACAGAAUACGCUGCCAGGACACUUUGUGCCCAUUAUUUAUGGGCCAGUGAGCAAGCCAAGCAGCAACAAUGAGCUGCUUAAUGGCAAUACAAUCAACUACAACAGAAACAACAACAACAAUCAUAAGCUGCAGCAACAGCAGCAACCAGCAACUGAUAUCUAUCAUAAAAAUGCGCAUCAAACACAAAUUGUGACGGAUUAUGCGGAGGAGCAAGAGCGUCAGGAGAAUGCGUUGCAUGCACCAGCACCAAGUGCUGUUGCUGGCUAUAAGGUCUACAAAGAGUCAGACCCAGCCACAGGCACAGCCAUCACCACAAGCUCAUCAUCCACCACGACACUGGGAAACAUCAAGAACGCUUUGGUGCUGCGUGGUGGUCAAAAAGCUGCUGCUGGGCAUGUGAGCAAAUACGAGAGCUACUUUAAUAUGUCGCCGGAUCAAGAGCAGCUGACGCCGCAGGAGAAAUACGUGCACUACUUGCAACAGCGCAUGAAGCAGCAGCAACAACAGCAACAAAAUGAGUUGCAAGCACAUGUUAAGGCUGUGGGCAAACAUCAAUACAGUCAUGCACAUCAUAAGCCACCAGCAGCACCAGCACCACUGCAACACAAUCAAUCGCCACAUAAUUACAAUAGACUCUUUGUGCGCCCCACCGCGUCCCACAAUGCGCAGCAACAGCAACAGGUGUUGCACAUACCGUUGCGUAGCAUUAUGGCCAACCUGCAUGAGCAGGAGCCGUUGCUUGGCUCCCCAGCGCCGCCACCAGCUAUAAUCGACUAUCUCAUUGAUGCACCGCGUCAGUCACUGGAUGAAGAGCCAGCGCAUCAUCAUCAUCAUCCUCAGCCAACUCCAGCACCACAACACGCUUUUAUACUGGUGACCAGCGCCGCGCCCUAUACGCCGGCACGCUUACCAGAGCUAACGCCCACACGUGCUCCCUUAUUAUACAAACACCAGCCCACGCUGCGACUGCAACCCGUAGCGCCGCCUACGCCCAAGUAUAAAGCUACCAGGCGUCCCAUUUAUGUAGCACCACCCACGCCCAGCCAACAAACUGUGCAAAUAACACCCAAGUACAGUUAUAAGCCAACAGUACUGGAAGCGCCUAGCGUUAAGCUGAAGCCUGUGCAUAAAUAUGCAGCCAGACCCAAUCAGUUGGACUCGGAUCUGCCUGAUAUACAUAGCAGCUCGUUAGCGGAGAUUCUACACAAGUUGCAAGCAAGCAAUCAUUUGCCACAAACGUUAACACCCGACAACAUUGAUAACUCCAUCAAAACGUUAAUACGUAUAUUAAAUAAUCUCAAGCAAACUCAGUCUCAAACGCUGUCUAAGCUGCCAGAUUUACCACAGCAGCAACAAUAUGAACAUGAAAGCAGUAAACAGCAAUAUGCAAGCAGUAAACCAAGCAGUGCAGACUACGAAGAGCAAGCAGUGGACACAACAACGUUGCCAGCGCUAGUGGACAGCAGCGAUGCCGCUGUUUACAAACUAAAUGCACCAAAUAAACAUCCUGGUCCUAGCACUGGACGUGCUGGCAUUGAUUAUCCCAACUAUGCGGAUAUACCAAAGACAAGCUUUGAAUGCACAUCGCAGCGUUACAAAGGCUUCUUUGGUGAUCCCGAAACUGAUUGCCAGGUCUGGCACUACUGCGAUCUCAAUGGCGGCAAAGCCUCGUUCCUAUGCCCCAAUGGCACUAUCUUUAGUCAGAUUGCGCUUACCUGCGACUGGUGGUUCAAUGUCAAGUGCUCCACAACUUCGCAGCUUUAUGUGUUAAAUGAGCGUCUAUACAAAUAUAUACUGCCGUUUAAUCCCAAAUUUCCACAGGACUACAAUGGACCCAUUGUGGAUAAAUAUUUGGCCAUGAAGUUCCAGGAGAUGGAAGAAAAAAUGCGCGUGGACAAACAACGCAAAGCGAAUGAGCAGCAGGCCAAGGCUACGCAAACUCAAGAAGCUUCGACGCCUGCGCUGCCCAAGAAUCACAAGCCGGAGCCCAAGUCUGGCAGCGGCAUUAAUGCACAAGUCUAUGAGCAAAGCUCUGAGCGCAAUUUGCUUAUAGACGAUGAGAUCGAUGAUAUAUCGGAGCGUGGCACAUUUGAUACAUUCGAACAGACGCCCACAACGAUAAUGGCGCCCACAGCAACAGCAACAGCACUGGACAAGCAGCCACUUGGACUCAAACCCAUAAUAGUAUCCUCCACGCCCGAGCCAGAGCUGCAGCAAGCAGUGCAAGAAACGAACAGCAACAAUGAACAGGACGAAGCAGAAGUGGAGGAUAAGCUGCAGAUUCUAAGGGAUACAAGUGCGGCUGUUGUGCAAAAACUUGCAGAGAGCGGCGUUAGCGUUGAGAAACAAGAGGUUAUUGAAAUUAAAACAGACGGCAGCACUGGUCAUCUGCUGCCGCCUGUUGUUGACUCAGCGGAGGAGGAGCAGGAGCAAAGCAGCGAACAACAGUCGAGUGCAGCAUCGGCAGAAGAAUGAAAGAGCACGCACUCUGGCUUAUAGCUUGCCAUAUUCUGAUUGAGAAUUAUAUAUUCGUACUUGUUUAUGUUUUGUCGGCUGUACGACUUAAAUUAUUUGAUUAUUAGCGUGUUACUACUGUAAAUAGCAAAUACACAACUAGCCAUAGGUCUCAAAUUGGUUAUGCCUAAACUCAAUACUAUGCAUAUCCAUAAUACCCACAUAUAUGUUUGUAUAUAAUUUAUAAUUAAACGAGUAUUAAAAUAAAAAUAAAAGCAUUGCUC
Drosophila busckii is the source of this 3552-nucleotide messenger RNA. RefSeq lists its product as uncharacterized. Lineage: Eukaryota; Metazoa; Arthropoda; Insecta; Diptera; Drosophilidae. Gene Ontology annotation, cellular component: extracellular region. Gene Ontology annotation, molecular function: chitin binding. The coding region runs from base 152 to 3289 and encodes 1045 amino acids. The transcript has 8 exons. The record is from RefSeq and is a predicted model, not a curated record.